Molecule: messenger RNA, 738 nt
Organism: Ilyonectria robusta
Lineage: Eukaryota; Fungi; Ascomycota; Sordariomycetes; Hypocreales; Nectriaceae
Exons: 4
Molecular function (GO): chromatin binding
Source: RefSeq, a predicted model, not a curated record
CAAGAGACAAAUGGUCACCGCCAGCGCAAGCGCAAGCGUUCUCCUGCUGGAACACUGAAGGCGAAGGCUCAGCAAAGCCCUUUUUCACUUUCGGGAACUCUAGCGCAAGACGAGUUGAUCGACUACUACACAGUUGAACCCCACCAACAAUGGGACAAAAUGAGCCGAUACAAUAGCUUCAUCCUGAAGGACAAGAAAUUCGAGCGCGGAGACUUCGUUCUGGUGGCCAACGAAGCGACUCUGAAGGGAGCGAAUAAUGCACGAGACUCGAAACAGACGACCGGCGAAUCGAGUCACUUCUGGAUCGCCUACAUCCUAGAAAUUAGAGCUGCUGAUGAGAAUAAGGUGUUUGCUCGGGUUUACUGGAUGUACUGGCCAGAUGAACUGCCGCCAGGUACGUUCAACGGCAAGAAAUCCAUCCGAGGACGCCAGCCAUACCACGGUCGCAAUGAGCUUAUAGCAUCCAACCACAUGGAUGUCGUCGAUGUACUGUGCGUCGAGGGGCCUGCAUCCGUGAAGCAAUGGAUGGAAUCCUCAGAUGACGAGCUCAAUUCAGAUUUCUUUUGGCGACAGAGAUUUGACUGUCAUCAGAAGCAACUCACGUCUGCCGAACCAAUUUGUAGAUGCGAGCUCCCUGCUAACCCACACCGACGCACAAUCGGCUGCUCAACAUGCGGCAUGUGGUUUCAUGAAUGGUGCCUCAUAUGGGGCACUCUUGAACGGCUUCGAAAUAGACUA